Sebastes umbrosus (honeycomb rockfish) is the source of this 2333-nucleotide messenger RNA. It is a transcript of the gene ptp4a1, whose product is annotated as protein tyrosine phosphatase 4A1. Gene Ontology annotation, cellular component: nucleus. The transcript has 6 exons. Gene Ontology annotation, biological process: protein dephosphorylation. NCBI's taxonomy places the organism in Eukaryota, Metazoa, Chordata, Actinopteri, Perciformes, Sebastidae. Gene Ontology annotation, molecular function: protein tyrosine phosphatase activity. Bases 764 to 1285 code for a protein of 173 amino acids. The record is from RefSeq and is a predicted model, not a curated record.
GGCGCAGCCGCUCGGCAGUCUUCGGCUCGGCUCGGCUCGGCUCGGCUCGGAGGAUCAGGAGUGUUCGUGUCUGCUCGGAGGAUCAGAACCAGAACCGGAACCGGACAGAACCGGACCGCAUGGUGGAGCACCGAUUCAUCUCUCUACCGUUUUCUGAGGACCGGCUGUAUGAUCAAGCUACAAUCUUCAAUGAGUAAACACAUCCCGCAGUUCUGUGGUGUUCUGGGUCACACAUUUAUGGAGUUUCUGAAGGGCAGUGGGGACUACUGCCAGGCUCAGCACGCUGCCUAUGCAGACGAGUGAACGGACAAACUCGCCAUCGAUCCGACGCACUCGAGCCACAGGAGGGACCCCGGAACGUUGGCAGGACCGGGACGCCUCCCAGAACCAGCGACAAGUCGGCCCGGAUGGGGUAACUCCACCCGCUGCACACUGCCCUCGUCGGCUUCCGCCUGGCCAGAACCAAGGUGGACCCAGCCUGGUUCUCUCCUCCUUUUCUUUUCUUUGAUUCCAGAGGAGAGGCUUUUCACUUCUUUUCUGAUUGUCCCUUUUUUCGGCCACCGACUCCCUAAAUUUCCGCGUUUGCCCGUCGCAGCCUUCGUUCUCUUUUCUUUCUUUGGCCGACCUCGAAGAAGAGCGGAGGAUUUGUGUCUCUGUGUUUCUAGAAGCUGGUUUCGGUUUGACAUUCCCUCCGACUUUAACUAAGUGUUUACAUUCGUGUUUUUACUCCGUGGAAGACUUUUUGUUUUUUAACGUCGUCACGAUGGCUCGUAUGAACAGACCGGCCCCGGUGGAGAUCACCUACAAGAACAUGAGGUUCCUCAUUACCCACAAUCCCACCAACGCCACGCUGAACAAGUUCAUCGAGGAGCUGAAGAAAUACGGAGUCACCACCGUGGUGAGAGUUUGUGAGGCCACCUACGACUCCACUCUGGUGGUGAAAGAGGGAAUACAAGUUCUGGAUUGGCCGUUUGACGACGGCGCUCCUCCCUCCAACCAGAUCGUGGACGAUUGGCUGAACCUGCUGAAGUUGAAGUUCAGGGAGGAGCCCGGCUGCUGCGUGGCGGUCCACUGUGUGGCGGGCCUGGGGAGAGCUCCGGUUCUGGUCGCGCUGGCCUUGAUUGAAUGUGGGAUGAAAUAUGAAGAUGCGGUCCAGUUCAUCAGACAGAAGCGUCGAGGAGCGUUCAACAGCAAGCAGCUGUUCUACCUGGAGAAAUAUCGUCCAAAGAUGCGCCUGCGCUUCAAAGAUUCCAACGGCCAUCGCAAUAACUGCUGCAUCCAGUAGAGCCUGACCUUGAGCCCGACCUUGAGCCACGGCCGUUCACUUCAACCUGGCUAGCUUCUCUUACCUGGCAGGCUUCUUUUCUUCGUCAUUGUGUUCCAGUAUUUUACGUUAAUGAAACCAUGCUGCGGUUAUUCAAACUGCCCCCCCCCCUCCUCCGGGUUCACCAUCAAGUGUCAAAAAAGCAAAGUGUAACCAGAACCUGCGUGUUUUCUCUUCAUGUGGCCGAUAUAACCCCCGUUCGGAGGGGCAGCAGCGCUGAGUCGUGUAUCAAUGUAACAUGUUGGAUUCGUUGUGUUUCUGCAGCCCAGAGAGAGAUCUGAUUGGCCGCUGAGUUUUACGUCACCCGAGAUAAAAACAAAAAUCAGUAAAUGAAAUUCCCCGUUAAAUAUCCGUGUUCUUGAGGGACUAGAAAGAGAGAGAGGUAUGCCUUCCUUCAGAUCAGAUGGUUCAUCCAUUAAUGCCUUACAAUCAGAGAGGAACGAAGGCAAUGGAGGCGGGACCCCCCCCCCCCACAGGUUGAUCAACAACAACAACUCAAAGCAACGGUUGCCUUUGUCUUGUGCAGGAAGUCCGACACUCACUUCACUCUUUUUUAAUAUAAAAUGCUUAUUAACUGUUGCAAUAUUUGUCCAUUGAAAGUCUAGGAGCGUUUUUCUUUCCUCUAUGGAGCCUUCUGUUUACGGAUUAUUAACUGAUUAUUACUGAUUAUUACUGAUUAUUACUGAUUAUUAACUGAUUAUUACUGAUUAUUAACUGCCAUGUCCAAAAUGUGAUUAUUAUUAUUAGUUUUUAUUUUUAUUUUUUGCUUCAAACUGGACUUCCAACGUCUGCGAUAUUUUGUACGCCUUUUUAUUUGAUGUCCGUAACUUAAAGACUUGGAUACUUGAGGAUUUUAUGUAUUUGAAAAUGUGUAUUAUUAUUAUUAUUAUUAUUAUUAGGUUGGCUAUUUAUACUAUCAAUGGAUGUGUGAUUUAGUACCGUGAGCGACAAAGUUGUACCUGUUCACCAACUUGUGAGAGAACAUUAAAUGAUACACUGAAAAAAAAAA